GAGACUCGGCGCCCGCAGCGCGGAGCCGGGAAGUCGCCGCCACUCCGGUGGGACUCGGAGUUGGCUCCGGAGCAGCGGGCGCGGAGGUCGCGCAGCGGGUCUAGAGGGAGACGCCAACAAAAGCGCCGAGGAGGUGCCAGCCGGGAGCGGCGGCGGCACGAAGAGGAGCCAGAGGAGGAGCGCGGAGCUGAGCGUCCCGACCGGCCGUGCGUACUUUCUUGAGGGAAGGGGCGGGGGACUCGGCCCCGGGAGAGGGACGCCCGGUGGCACGGGUUAGUCAAGUUCCAGCUGCGGCGUCCCUCCUCGGCUCCCACGAGAGGAAAGUUUUCUCCAGACGCUUCCGGCCGGCCUGCGUCCUCCGAGCCCAGCCUUUCGAGCCAUCGGAGCGGGCGCCGUCACAGCCCAGCUCCGAGGAGACGCCAGCCGCGAUGCCUGGGGGGUGCUCCGGCAGUCCCUCUACUGGGGACGGGCGGCUGCGGCUGGCAAGGCUGGCGCUGGUCCUCCUGGGCUGGGUUUCUUCGUCCUCUCCCGCCUCCUCGGAGUUGUCCCUGUUUUCGGCGGUGUCCACCCAGCCCCCGCUGGGCUACUGCCCUCCGCCGUGCGAGUGCUCGGAGGCGGCGCGCACCGUCAAGUGCGUUAAUCGCAACCUGACCGUAGUGCCCGCGGACUUGCCGCUCUACGUGCGCAACCUCUUCCUCACUGGUAACCAACUGGCCGUGCUCCCCGCUGGCGCUUUCGCCCGCCGGCCGCCUCUGGCCGAGCUGGCCGCGCUCAACAUCAGCGGCAGCCGCCUGGAGGAGGUGCGCGCCGGCGCCUUCGAACAUCUGCCCAGCCUGCGGCAGCUCGACCUGAGCCACAACCCGCUGGCCGACCUCAGCCCUUUCGCUUUCUCGGGCAGCAAUGCCAGCGUCUCAACCCCCAGUCCACUGGUGGAGCUGAUGCUGAACCACAUCGUGCCCCCUGCGGACGAGCAGCAGAACCGGAGCUUCGAAGGCAUGGUGGCGGCGGCACUGCGGGCUGGCCAAGCGCUGCGCGGGCUCCGCCGCCUAGAGCUGGCCAGCAAUCACUUCCUGUACUUGCCUCGGGACGUGUUGGCCUACCUGCCCGGUCUCAGGCACCUCGACCUGCGCAACAACUCGCUGGUGAGCCUGACCUACGUGUCCUUCCGCAACCUGACAGACCUAGAAAGCCUCCACCUGGAGGACAACGCCCUCAAGGUCCUUCACAACGACACCUUGGCAGAGUUGCAGGGCCUGCCUCACGUCAGGGUCUUCCUGGACAACAAUCCCUGGGUCUGCGACUGCCACAUGACUGAUAUGGUGGCCUGGCUGCAGGAGACUGAGGUAGUGCAGGGUAAAGCCAGACUCACUUGUGCAUUCCCAGAAGAAAUGAGGGAUCGUGUCCUGUUGCAACUCAGUAGCUCCGACCUGGACUGUGACCCAAUUCUCCCCCCAUCCUUGCAGACUUCUUAUGUUUUCUUGGGUAUUGUUUUAGCCCUGAUAGGAGCUAUUUUCCUACUGGUUUUGUAUUUGAACCGCAAGGGGAUAAAAAAGUGGAUGCAUAACAUCAGAGAUGCCUGCAGGGAUCACAUGGAAGGAUAUCAUUACAGAUAUGAAAUCAAUGCAGACCCCAGGUUAACAAACCUCAGUUCUAAUUCCGAUGUCUGAGAAACGUCAAGAGGACAGAACAAGGACAACUAUGCAUGAGUUGUAGACUUACGCUUUAUCCCAUACUAGGCUUGCUCCACUUCCACCCUCAACUAUAGAUGCCGCUGACUUUGACUGAAAGCAGUGAGGGGAAUUUACUUCCUUGUUAUGAAAAGUUUCUUGGUGUGUUCUAUUAACGUAAGACGAUGAACAGCUGUGCAUAGUAUAUUACCCUCCUCUCUUUCCUUGGAACCCAACAACAUGUGUGGAGGGAUUUUUUAAGUUUCAGCAUGAACAUGGACUCCUUGCUGUCUGUUUCUUAGUACAGUUCAAGAUGUAGUGAGUGUACCCACACAGAUAGCACUCAACAAAAGCUGCCUCAACUUUUUUGAGAAAAAUAUUCAUAAAUACCAGUUUUAUUCUCAUGUACCUAAAUUGUGGAGAAAAUAAUUGCAUUCCGUAAACUGCCUGCAGACCUUAGCAAGCUCUUCAAAAUAACUCCAUAGUACACAGGAGCCCGUGCAUGCAAGAGCAUGCUUACAUUUUACUGUUCUGCAUAUUAUAAAAAAUAACUUGCAACUUCAGAUAAUUGCUUUUUUUUGAUUGCAGUUUAUAUGAAACUAUAUCAGUUUUUUUUUUAAUAAACUGCAUCAAGAGCCAACUGACUGAAUUGUUAAAAAAAAAAA
Trichechus manatus latirostris (Florida manatee) is the source of this 2332-nucleotide messenger RNA. RefSeq names its product trophoblast glycoprotein (gene TPBG). Gene Ontology annotation, biological process: negative regulation of canonical Wnt signaling pathway. The record is from RefSeq and is a predicted model, not a curated record. Bases 429 to 1667 code for a protein of 412 amino acids. NCBI's taxonomy places the organism in Eukaryota, Metazoa, Chordata, Mammalia, Sirenia, Trichechidae. Gene Ontology annotation, molecular function: protein binding. Gene Ontology annotation, cellular component: plasma membrane. The transcript is spliced from 2 exons.